Trichophyton rubrum CBS 118892 is the source of this 450-nucleotide messenger RNA. RefSeq lists its product as uncharacterized. Bases 1 to 450 code for a protein of 149 amino acids. NCBI's taxonomy places the organism in Eukaryota, Fungi, Ascomycota, Eurotiomycetes, Onygenales, Arthrodermataceae. The transcript has 3 exons. The record is from RefSeq and is a predicted model, not a curated record.
AUGAAUUCUGAUAUUCCAAGCCCAACGAGUUCUAUGGAGGUUCACCAUGGAAGCCCUCCGCCUGAUCCACGUAUAUUGCAAGGCAAUGGUGUUGCAAGCGCUACGCAAGAGCGGUUUGCAACCUUGGGUAAUGGCUCUGACAGCAGGAAGCCAUCGGGAAGCAAUCUCCUGGAAGAGUUGCCAGCAGAUAACACAAGGAAUGGCUACUCGAAGACUGGGACCACGAAUGGCAUGCUUCCGAGAUCCGAUCCUUCUGAUAUGGCCAGCCCUCCUAGAAAACGACGCAAGCUUGACUUAACAAGCUCGUACAUUUUCUGCUUUCCAGAGGCCUAUGGACAAGAGUUGAAGAUGCCUACAGCUGAAGAUAAACAACAGCCUGGCGAUGAGCCUGACAACAGUCCCAAUGAGAAGAACGAGGUCGAAGCAGGCAAUGAGGGUGCAGAUGCUUGA